AUGCCUCACUUUCUUAAGAGGAGAAAUAGACGUGUUGCUCCAGCCCCUGAGAGCAACGGAGACAAACCAAAAGAAAUCCCAAAGCAACCUCGUGGAAGAGCCAAGACACAGAACCUCUGUCAGCAGGUUGAAUGGUUUGGGUUUCGAAAUCCAGGCAACCUUUGCUAUGUAAAUUCAAGCCUCCAAAGCCUUAUCACUCUCAAGGGCUUUAUAAAUGAUAUCAUUAUGCAGGUGGAGGUAUGGAAAGGAAUAGCAGAAGCUCAACUUAUCAGAGCAUUCAUUAAUAUUUUAAUUCUGCACCGCUCCACGGACGCCGAAAGAAAAUGCCAGGCGGUCUACGUGUUCAAGUGUAUCCUGUCUAAAAAAAAUCCGGAAUUUCAAAACCAAGGCCAGAAAGAUGCACAUGAAUUUAUAGUAACGGUACUGGACCAGCUCAGAAAUUUAGCCCCACUACUGCGGCAAGAGGCUGCCCUCGUGGGGAGGAAAUACAGAUGCCCCGUAGAAGAACAUUUCAUUUUCAAGAUGGAGAGCACCAGGACCUGCAAGGGAUGUGGAGCCCAGUCUUCAAGAGACGAAGAAUUCAGCAACCUCUCAUUGAAUCUGGUGCCUGGAGCGUCGGUGCAAGACGUGCUCCAGAAUUACCUGAAAGAGACUGACAUAGACUUCAACUGCGGCUGCGGAGCCAAAAGAUCUGGCCAGCAGUCCAGUUUUGCAACGCUGCCAAAGAUUCUGAUGCUACAUCUGAAGCGGUUCACGUACAGUCGGCCCAUGCAGCUGGAGAAGCUGCACUGUGCGGUGGAUGUGUUUCGAGAAUUAAUGGUCACCUCCAGACAGGGUGAUGGCUGGUACUCCCUGGUUAGUGUAGUCAGUCACUUAGGCAUCAAGGGACAACAAGUUGACCUUCAUAACUUCUGCACAUUAAGACACCUGAUCUAA
This is a messenger RNA of Scomber japonicus (chub mackerel), 936 nucleotides long. RefSeq names its product ubiquitin carboxyl-terminal hydrolase 37-like. The record is from RefSeq and is a predicted model, not a curated record. NCBI's taxonomy places the organism in Eukaryota, Metazoa, Chordata, Actinopteri, Scombriformes, Scombridae. Gene Ontology annotation, molecular function: cysteine-type deubiquitinase activity; cysteine-type endopeptidase activity. Gene Ontology annotation, biological process: G1/S transition of mitotic cell cycle; protein deubiquitination. The transcript has 11 exons. Bases 1 to 936 code for a protein of 311 amino acids. Gene Ontology annotation, cellular component: cytosol; nucleus.